Molecule: messenger RNA, 4606 nt
Organism: Monopterus albus (swamp eel)
Lineage: Eukaryota; Metazoa; Chordata; Actinopteri; Synbranchiformes; Synbranchidae
Gene: spry4
Product: sprouty homolog 4 (Drosophila)
Exons: 2
Coding region: 302-1444 (380 amino acids)
Biological process (GO): negative regulation of Ras protein signal transduction; animal organ development; negative regulation of MAP kinase activity
Cellular component (GO): cytosol; membrane
Source: RefSeq, a predicted model, not a curated record
CUCACUUACCUCCCCCUCGGUGGUUGCAACAUCAUAUCUAAAGCUCUGCGUCCACAACCGCAGUCGCCUUUUACGCACCAGCGAGUGGAGAUUAAUGCUGGAGACCCGCUCUCCUUUUGCCUACGUUGCUCCUAUUAUACCCUAAUAACUGGACUUAUUUAUACUCGACCUCUGUGGAACUAAUCGCUCGCUUGGACUGACCUACAACCUGUACGCGACGAAGAGAUGCGAAUUUUAUCCUGAGACCACAUAUUGCUACAUGCUGCUUUAGAGUGAAGACGUGCAAGGCACCAGCCUACACAUGGAGUCCAGGGUUCCCCACCACGUCCCCGGAGUGUCCUCCUCCCUCAUAUCCCAGCCCCUGCUGGACAGUCGAGUGCCCUACGGCCGCCUGCAGCACCCCCUCACCAUCUACCCCAUCGACCAGAUAAAAUCUUCGCAUGUGGAAAAUGACUACAUCGACAGCCCCACAGUGGUCUCUCAGCAGCCCUCAAGCCAGAAGUCUGUAAAUCGAAGAAUCACCUGGCUCGGUCAGAAUCAGGAGGCCUUCCUGGUGGCAAACCACAACCAUCAUCACAAUCACCAACAGCACCAGCCUGGCAGGUGUGAGCCCCACCUUCAACAGGAUAGCACCACCCAUCCUUGGAUUUCCUUUAGUGGGAGGCCUAGCUCUAUCAGCAGCAGCAGCAGCACCUCAUCUGAUCAGAAGCUGCUGGACCAUGCUGCACCCACCCCAACAGUGGACCACCACCCAAACCUGCACCCCCAACAGGGCACUGUCAACACAAUUACUACCCGAACUCCAGGCUACUUCGCUUCCUCUGAAUCCAAGGUCCUGACCUCCUCUUCUUCUGCUUCCUCCUGCUCCUCCUCCUCCAAAUCACUGGACCUCAAGUCUACAAAGAUGACCACAGGAGGUGUCUGUUCUACUGGAGGCCAGCAGGGAUUAGUGCUGAUUCCUUCUUCCCUGGCUGACAAGAAACACCUCCUUCUCUGUGAGCACUGCGGGAAGUGCCGCUGCACGGAGUGUACGCUCCCCAGAACCCUACCCUCUUGCUGGGUCUGCAACCAGGAGUGCCUGUGCUCUGCUCAGAAUCUGGUGGAUACAGCCACCUGCAUGUGCCUGGUGAAAGGGAUCUUCUACCACUGUGCCGAGGAUGAGGAUGACGAGGGUUCCUGUGCCGACAAACCCUGCUCAUGCUCCCAGACCAACUGUUGCGCACGCUGGUCCUUCAUGGCUGCCCUUUCCCUUGUCCUUCCUUGCUUGGUUUGCUAUCUGCCAGCUAUUGGACUAGCUAAACUGGGACAGAAGUGUUAUGACAACGUUAGUAGGCCUGGCUGCCGCUGCAAGAACUUGCAAGGUGGCACGAGCAUCCCUGUGUGUAAAAAUGGAGGCGUGGAAGCAAAAGUUGGGAUGCUAGAGAAGCAGCAGCAGGGGUCAUGAUACUGGACCAAACUAGCUGGCAAUGGCUUGCUAAAAAAUGGACAGGACCACACAGUUCAUUCUCACUCUCUGUGGAUGGGUCAAUCCAACACCAACCCCCUAAACUAUCCCAUUAAUCUGCUGGAAGAUGACUUAUGUAAAACAAAGGUACUUAAAUGGCUUCCUGACCUGUGCUUGAUAGGGUGGAUGAUCCUAAUGGGCCUAAUCUGGGAGAGCUGGAUAGUUGGAAUAGCCAACAGGCCUAUGAGAUGUUGUUUUUUGUGAGAAGUGACACAAGCAUACAAGACUGGAUUUUGGGACUAGUGUUUGGUGUUGUUUUGCAAAGAUGGCUGAAGGCACAAAGUCCUUGUACCUCUCUGAUGCUCUAUAUUUCUUAGCUAAUUUAGUAACAGUAAUUAACCAGAAGCUGGUUACUGAUCCUCAGAUAACAUAAAGUUAUAUCGUGGAGAUAAUUAUCUGUACAACCCCUGCUCUCCCCAAAAGCACAGCCCCGUGUCCCCCUGUCUAAACAAACAUGAUGAAAACAAAUAAUAACCUAUAGUAUGGUUUUCUGAUAGGCCGCUGCCAGAGUGAAGCCACCACUUACCCGUUCGCUCCACUAUGAUGAUGACCACCAUCUCUUAGUGUUGUACCUUCAACGUGGUAGCUUGGUAUUACUAACAUUUUAUCUCAAUUUUGUCUCCAUGGUGGAGCAGUAAAAACAAAACUUUUGAAACUUUAAAAGAAUAGUAAUUUCCCACAAUUCUCUCCCUCUAUUGUGUGUAAGCAGUUGUACUGCAAAUGAGAGAGAGAUAAUCACGUUACAGUGUGUUUUCUAUUUUGGGGGUUUGAAGCCCAUGCAUUCUUAAAGAUUUUGAAUGCUGUUCACCACUCACCUCAGAGGUAAUGCAUGUCAUGACCUGCAUGCUCUAGUGUAAUGGUUACCUACAGUGCUAGAAGUCAAUGUGUUGUAGAGAAAUGUGUGACAAAGUACACCCAACCUUCUCAGGGACUGUUCCAGUAAUCCUCUCUAGAACUUGGCCUACAGCAUGUUGAUUUCUAAACUGCCUAAGAGCCUAAUGUACUUCCUCUUUGCACAAGAAGGCAAAGAAACAUUUAGGGGCAUAAAGGCAAUAGUGAAUAAUUUAAAACAAGUAAGCUAAGUGAGAGACAAACUGACAAGAGGGAAAAAAAGCUUCCAAAAGAGGGAGGAUGCAAGUGACAGAGAGUGAAGAGGGGAAGGGAAGGCAUAGCAAAAUUAUUGUUGUGUUUGUAUCUAGUCAGCCUUUGUCCAAAUCAAACCUGCCACUUGCACAACCUUUUUAGGAUGCCGCAAACCCCUUAAGGGAUGUACUAAAGCACAGUAUUAACCACCUCAGCUAUCCCACUUUAACAUGCACUACAUUUAGUCCACACACCCCACCCCACUCUCUUUACACACACAGUGUUGUCAUGAUCAUUAUGCUGCAUAGCCAGAGACUCUAUCUUUUAUUCUUAAAGUCUAUUUUUGUGGCUUGCAUGAUGUUCUUAGGACUUUGCCAAAGGAAGCUAGCUUAGAGCAGCAUGUUUUCACUGUCUGAGUGAUCACAGUUGUUAUGCACUCUUGCCAAAUGGAGAUGGCGGCAGUUGGUUCUUAAAGGCAUGCUGCCCUUUAACACAGAUGGCCUUUUCUGUUUAGCAUAAAGGCAUACUGCCUUUGUUGCUCCAUAACACACAUCUCGCUUUCAUGUGGGACCCUCAACUUCCAUUAGGGUGCCUGAGUUUGCUCAUACUUGUCUUGUUGCACAAAACUGGCAUAACAUAGAAAAAAAAAUAUGGCCGUUAGUCUUGAAUGUAUGAGGCAAUAUUUUCAGAACCUAGCAAUUCAGUCUGAAAGAAAGGUGCCAAAACUGAAAACGAUUGUGUGACUGGGCAAAGGUGGAGGUGGAUAGCAAAAAUCACAAAUGUUUGACAAUAUAUUAGUAAUAGAGCUAUGCAGGUGAAAUGUUAUUUGCUGUAAAUAGUUUCACAACAUUUGUGUUCUUUAGAAGAGACUUUUAAAUGUCCUUGAGAGAUUGCAUGGUACAUUAUAACUACAAUUCAGUACAAAAUAUAUAGAGAAUAUAUUAGAUAUAUAUUUUGAGGGUAAAACUAAGAUGUUUUUGAGGUUGUGAGAAAGAGAAAAGAAGGAGGAUGGUGAAAGGAAGGUUUUGGAAGGGGUAACAAAAAUUACAGGUCUUUUUUAUCACUAGCACUUGAUUUAGAAAAGUGUGCCCAACAGAAAAAAAGUCCUGCUAUUUAUGCUAUCCAUGGCUCAUUAGCAGUCAAGAGGCUAAGCUAAUUCCCUGGUUCCUGAGUCCUAAAGACUGUGGACUCAGUGAAUCCACACAGGGAACACAAUCUACCCCUAUCUGGAUCAACCCAUUUCCUGCCUUUACUGCUCAGUGUCUCAGCCCUCUCCUCUCUUUUUCUUUCUCGUUUUUUUUUUCCUGUCCCACUUGUCUCUCCUUCCUCCCUGAGAACUAGUCCAACAAACACCACUGGCCUUGAUUGACUAACACAGCUGCUGUGCAUAAACUUGUCAUACCACAGAGAUGGGGAAAAAAGACAAGUUUGUCUCGCUUUCUCUCCCUUUCUCAUUGCUUUCCCUUGUCUUUGUUUUUCUCUGUGUUCAGUACAAUUGUUUUAACCAGUCAACAUCUAUUUUUAACAGCUGUUGCCUUUCUUUUCUUAUAUUCCUCAGCUCUGUUACUGAAGGAGUCAUGUUGUCCACUUCAUAUUAGCUUUAUUAUUCUUCUACAUGUGCUCACCAGCCUGUUCAAGGUGUGGAAUAAUCACCAACAAAAACUUAAAUAUUAAAACCUGUCCUCCUCCUCUUCUUGUUCUUUGUCUUUUCUUUUUUGUUUUUUGCAGUGCUGUGACAUUUACACACACGUACCCAUUGUGUCACUCAUUUCUGGGCACACAUUCCUUUCUUUCUUUUUUUUCAACCCAAACAAGAGGAAAGGUCUCAUGCAGCUGGGCCUUUGCAGUGUCAUUGUCGGGAUUAAGAAACAAGAUUUGUGCUAACAAAAAGAAAAGUUUCUCUCAUAUAAAAGGUUCCCUUUAUAGAUAUAUUUAUUUUGAAGUUCUAUUUUAUAUAGUAUUUAUUUAGAUGCCAACUUUUUGUUUGUGAAGAAAGCUUAUGUCAAAAUGGAAUGUACA